Messenger RNA from Aspergillus sclerotioniger CBS 115572, 933 nucleotides. RefSeq lists its product as uncharacterized. The record is from RefSeq and is a predicted model, not a curated record. NCBI's taxonomy places the organism in Eukaryota, Fungi, Ascomycota, Eurotiomycetes, Eurotiales, Aspergillaceae. The coding region runs from base 1 to 933 and encodes 310 amino acids. The transcript is spliced from 3 exons.
AUGCCAUCCCUGCCUUUCACUCAACCGUACCCAUCACUCUUAUCCUUCGCACAGUGUGGCGUCCACCAGCUGCUAAAAGUUGCCCGGCUGGCUAGCAGUACAUCAACAACGCCCGCGUUCUUUAGUAGCGUGUUUCAGACCAAGUUGGCGGAUGCUGAGCGGUAUCUUGCCGGCCUAGAUAACAACUCAGAGGAGCUGGCAGACAGGCCGAUAAUCCACAUUUCAAGCUGCCAUGAACUACUGUGUCAUCAUGAUGUGGGCGGCCUGUUUCCUGACUUGCUUAUCCAGAACCACCAACAUUCUACGAAAUCGUCCUUAACAAUCACAUCAAUUGCUUCAGUCCUCGUUUCCGACACAACCAGAGCCUGCAUUCUUCGUGUCAGGUGUCUUCAGGAUUGCAGCCCGUCGACCGAGUUCUCGUUGUACCGGGAGGCGGAUUUGGCCCCGAGAUCACUCUGGCAGCUUGCCGCUGAACAAGGUGGCAUGGAUUAUGAGGAGGAUGUCAGUCAACUGAGGGUCAACCCCUCUGUAAACAUUGAUUACAUACCUGGACGGGAGGUCGUCUCUCUGGCGGAAUUACUGCAAUUGACGCACAUGUCCGGGAGGAUGAGGCUUCUUCUUUCGUGUACCCUUGCGGAUAUGUUUUGGAAAUCCUAUGGUGGGCCAUGGAUACAGGGACGAUGGAAUAAACACAUAAUUCAAUUUAUGUUGGACCACCAGCAGGACAACAGUCACCAAAUCCAUCUGGAUAAGCCCCACCUGUUGAUCGCCCUUGGAGGUGACGACGAAGUUCUCGCACAUGACAGCGGUUUCAAAACUCAUGAUUUUCCCGGAAUUCUAGCGCUGGGAAAAUUGCUGCUCGAAAUCAUCGUGGGCAUAGAUAUCGAGGGCGAUCGACGUUCCAAUCCAGGGCUUUCCACCAUCACCGCAUAG